CAGAGAUCAAUGUCAUUAUUGAGGCAAUAGCUCACUGUUGUUUUCGUGCUGAAUUAGCCGUAGAUGCUAGCUGUUGUUUAUAUGUUAGAGCGAAGGAAAAAUAAUAUUUGUAUUAUUGUACCGCCGUUCCGCUGGCUAGUUGGUUGGGUUCAGCCAACAUUCUGUCAGAGGGGUGUGCAGUCCGUCGUUCAUUCCUCUGUAAACAGACAGGAUACGAGACAGCUUGUAGCAGCAUCAGAAGGUGUAUGUGCAUAUUUCAUUGUUCUGGUUGGAGUACGCCUGGCAGUAACAUAUUAUUGCGUAUUUGUGCUUCUUACUGCUGGCGCUUUGAUAUCGUGUGUCUUGCGACAUUUUCCUUUGAUGUGCUUGACUUUCCGUCGUAGGAGAGUUAGGCGAUGACAACGAUGGACCCCCUAGGAACAGCUCGAACCUGGGAAUUGUCCCUGUAUGAGAUGCACCGCACUCCACAAGAGGUCUGCACUGACAAUACGGAAAUUGCGGUUUCUCAACGUUCCCUUCACUCGGAAUUAAUGUGCCCCAUUUGCCUAGAUAUACUCAAGACAACCAUGACCACCAAAGAAUGCCUACACAGAUUUUGUCAAGAGUGCAUUAUUACAGCUCUUCGAUCUGGCAACAAAGAAUGCCCGACCUGUCGUAAGAAGCUCGUCUCCAAACGUAGUCUUCGGGCCGAUCCAAACUUUGAUGCACUCAUUGCCAAGAUUUACCCAUCUCGUGACGAGUACGACCAUUAUCAGGAGCGGGUGUUGGCUAAGUUGAACAAGACGUGUGGACAAGCUUUCGCUUCAUCGAUCGAAGAGGGCCUCAAAGCACAGGCCCUCAGCCGAAAACUGGCCAACCGGAAGCAGCGACCAGCGGGUGAUCGUGCCACGGCUGAAGAGGAGCCCACCCCAGCAAGUGGUCAUUCAGCGACAGUAGGGGCUCCCCAUAGCGCUCCUAGUCCACAACAGACCGGGACCGGCGGUCACAAUGACGGAUCGGUUAGCGACGGCGGAAGCAGCCGCAGUUCUACUCCGCAGCCUCCUCAACGCAAACGAGGCCGGGCGGUGGCUUGUCCCGAAGACACGGAUGAAUCAUCCACCGACAACGUUGUUACAGUAAACGAAAUUGAGCUGGUCGUUAAACCUCAUCCCAGCGAGCCCUCCCAAGACAGCCAGAUCCGAUACAUGAAGACGACAGGUAACGCCACGGCCGAGCACUUAGCCGCUUACUGCACAACUCGCUACGAGCUCGACACGUCAGGUUCCGAUGGUAGUAAUAGCCACAGCAACCACAGCGGAGGCGGGGGUGCCGGUGGAAACAAAAGUCAGCAGUCUGGUGGUGGUUCAUUGGGAUCGGCCGCUGGCGGCGUUAACGACGCAGGUGCAGGCACCGGAGGCGCAAAUGACUCGAAAGUCGUUUAUACUCUGUACGUGAGCACAGGUACGGCGUCGUUCCUUGCUCUGCCGACCCACGUCACUCUCGACCAAAUCAAUGAACGCUAUUGGAAACAGAAUCGGCCUCUUGAACUUUAUUACGUGGCAAGAAAACUUAAAGAUGACGGUGGAAAAUAAUGAGCACGUGAAUGAAGACGGAGCACUAGCAAAAAGAAAAGCGACAACACCGGACGAUAACCAGAGUACAUAAAUAUACACAUGCAUAUGGAUGAUGUGCACGGAUAGAUAAUUGAUUGAUGAUCUGCAAAAGUAAAUCGCAGAAUGAAGAUAGUAUGUUUUCGACUUAUGAAUGCGAUUUCAUGAAACUAAUGAUGAGAUGAACUCAUUUAUGGAAGAUAGAUCGUGUGAAAAGUAAGAUGCGACAGACAUUAUCGUGGCCGAACAGUGAUUAUCCAGCCGCUACAUUGACCUUCAAAUGAACAUAUUUGGCAGUCGAGGAACAAAUGUUAUAUUACAAUGCCCUUGUUAUUUUCCAUUUAUAUAAACAAACGUUUCAUCACAUGUGCUCAUAAUUAGAUAGAUCAAAAGUUCUAAUUAAAUAUGUUGGUUGAGGUACAUCAUUGACAGCCGAAGUUGACAAAUCGAAUUGUCGAUCAAUUGUGUAUUGAUUCUGUUGAUAAAAAAAUCUAUUUAUACAUUUUCGGCCAUUGAAAUGCCGAUUCUGUUUUUUUAAUCCAAAAAAGAAACGAAAACAGCCCCGGCGGUUAGCAGUACAUAAUGUCCUAACAGUGACUCCUGUAUUCGUUUAAUGCUAGAUAUGCUAUAAUAUAUUGUAAAUAUGUACUUCACAAUAGGUGCUGAUAUGCGACGACUUGCUCUUUCUAUGGACUGAAGUACCAUCUCUGUGGUGCACCAAGAAAAUGCUUAUACGUAUGCGGAAUGAAAAAAGUAAUAAAAAAAAACGCUAUACUUGUAUGGGUUUCGUUGA
This is a messenger RNA of Varroa destructor (honeybee mite), 2382 nucleotides long. It is a transcript of the gene Sce, whose product is annotated as E3 ubiquitin-protein ligase Sce. Gene Ontology annotation, molecular function: chromatin binding; ubiquitin protein ligase activity. The record is from RefSeq and is a predicted model, not a curated record. Lineage: Eukaryota; Metazoa; Arthropoda; Arachnida; Mesostigmata; Varroidae. Gene Ontology annotation, cellular component: PcG protein complex; ubiquitin ligase complex.